Messenger RNA from Drechmeria coniospora, 2559 nucleotides. RefSeq names its product ISWI chromatin-remodeling complex ATPase ISW2. The record is from RefSeq and is a predicted model, not a curated record. The coding region runs from base 1 to 2559 and encodes 852 amino acids. The transcript is spliced from 5 exons. NCBI's taxonomy places the organism in Eukaryota, Fungi, Ascomycota, Sordariomycetes, Hypocreales, Ophiocordycipitaceae. Gene Ontology annotation, cellular component: nucleus. Gene Ontology annotation, molecular function: ATP-dependent chromatin remodeler activity; ATP binding; DNA binding.
AUGACGAGCGCACCAAGCUCUCCGCCAGCUAAAUCGUCGUCGCCAAAGUCGGAACGGGAGCAACUAGCUGAUGACGAGUUGGAAAGGGAAGAAGAACUGGCGCGCCUCGACAACAUCAAAACGGAAGAAGCACGACAAAGGUCGCUAGCUCAGAAAAGGAGGAGAAAGAAAAAGGCCGAGACAAAGUCCGAGCGAGAGGCGAAAGCGAGAGAACUUGACGAAUUACUGAUGAAGAGCGCCGCCUUCAGCGACAUUUUGACCAAGAAGACACAGGUUCUCGGUAGGGUCGGAAGCGGCCUUGACGGCAAAACCCUCGGCGAGCACGACUUGCAGUUGGCAAAGCAGCCGAAGUGUAUGAUCAAUGGCACCAUGAGAGAUUACCAGCUCGAGGGCCUCACCUGGAUGUACGAGAUUUGUUCGCAGGGCAUGAGUGGUAUCCUCGCCGACGAAAUGGGACUCGGGAAAACCGUCCAAACCAUUUCGCUCAUCGCUUUGCUUCGAGAGCAGGAGGGCUACCUUGGUCCGCAUCUCAUCGUUGCCCCUCUCAGCACCUUGUCCAACUGGAUGGACGAGUUCCACAAGUGGACGCCGUCCAUACCCGUCACCAUGUACCACGGCAACAAGCAGCAGCGAGAGGAUAUUUUCCGCACCAAGAUGAUGCGAAAUCUCCAAGGUGGAAGGCCGACGAAGCAGUUUCCCGUCGUCUGCACAUCGUACGAAAUGGUCUUGCGUGACCAGCAUAAUCUUUCUCGCAUCAACUGGGAGUUCAUCAUCAUUGACGAGGGCCACCGCAUGAAGAACUCGGAAGCCAAACUGUUUCAGCAGUUGCGCCAGUUCUCCUCAGCAACCCGGCUGCUCAUCACGGGCACCCCGCUGCAGAACAACCUGAAAGAACUGUGGUCCCUGCUGCACUUCCUGCUUCCCAACAUCUUCACCGACUGGGACGCUUUCGAGUCUUGGUUUGACUUCUCUGACCUCGAGGACGAAAAAGGUACCGAAGAGUUCAUCGGCGAUCAGAUGAAACAAGAUUUGGUGAAGAAAAUGCACCUCAUCCUGCAACCUUUGCUCCUCAGGCGCAUCAAGCAGGAUGUUGCUGCCCACUUGCCGAAGAAGCGCGAAUACGUUCUAUUCGCCCCGAUGACCAAGGAGCAAACGGAUCUGUACAAUGCAUUCACCGACAAGGAAGUCGACGUCAGGGCCUACCUCGAAAACAAGGUCGUGGAAAAGAUCAGGAAUGAAACCCCAGCGGGCCGCUCAACGAGCCGAGCAACCCGAUCUCGACAGUCGAGUCGGACCGCCAAGUCCAAAGGUAGCAACGGCAGCAAGCUUUCUCUUCCUUUGCGAGAGAGCCCCCUAACAAGGAGUCAAGAAGUUCCUGCAAUUUCCAGGCCGAACGCUUUUAGCCUUAUGAUGGGGAAGCGUGAGCCCCGCGGACCCAAAAAGAAUUCUGAAAAGGCAGCAGCCCAAACACUGACAGGCUGCGCGAAGCGAAAGAGCCCACCCAUCUCGCUGGCAUCCGAAUCGAAGAGCGCCAAGUCGAGCAGGGGUUCAACUCCUGCUAGCACUCGAGGCCGUUCCCUGCAAGCGAAGGUGUACAAGGACAUCAACUCAGACGAAGAAGAUGCCCUGUCUGAUGAUGCCUUCGAGUCUAAACUUGCAGAUGAGCUCGCAGAUAGCGAUGAGGAAGUCAUUGACAGCAGACCAUCCGAGGAGAUUGAGCUGGAAAAAAAUGUCGACUUGGCCAAAAAGCAGCUUGCGCAAAAAAAGCUGGGAAACCCGCUCGCACAGCUACGGUUGGUUUGCAACAGCCCACACAACUUUUACUGUCCUUGGGCAAUGAACACGGACAUGGCCGUUGAUCAGUCCAUCGUCACCACAUCGGGCAAGAUGCUACUGCUCGAUCGACUGCUCCCGAGACUCUUCAAGGAUGGCCACAAAGUCCUCAUCUUUUCCCAGUUCACCACCCAGCUGGAUAUUCUCGAGGAUUAUAGCAGGGAGCUCCGGGGAUGGAACGUCUGUCGCCUCGACGGCUCUGACCACAAGCUGUUCCUCCUAUCCACUCGCGCAGGCGGCCAAGGCAUCAAUCUGGCCUCGGCCGACACUGUCAUCCUCUUCGACAGCGAUUUUAAUCCCCAGCAGGAUCUCCAAGCUCAGGAUCGGUGCCAUCGAAUCGGUCAGACCCGUCCUGUCAUUGUCUACCGCCUUGCCACACGGGGGACCGUCGAGGAAUCACUACUCAUGUCUGCCAACGCCAAACGACGGCUCGAGAAACUCGUCAUCAAAAAGGGUGGCUUCCGCACCAUGGGUCAGAAGAUGGACAAAUCCGAGGAAGAUAUUGGUGCCGAGACGUUGCGCGUGUUGCUUCUGAAGGAUGGCCUCGAAUACCAAACCUCGACCACGGCCGGGGAUGACGUUCUGAGCGAUGCAGAUCUCAACGCGCUGUGCGAUCGCAGUGAUGACGCGUUUGACAAAGCAGCCAGCGGUCUGGGUGAUGCAGACAGGUACCGCAUUGUCGAAACCGGUUCCGAUUCGAUCAAGAUGAUGGGCAGCAAAAAAUAA